AUGCGUGCGUAUGCGUUUCUACAGCUGGCACUUGCGCUUUUAGAGGUCACCGCAGGCAGUGACGAGACAGCCCGAUUACUUAUAAGGAAGUGCAGUGACACGUACAAAAUGCUGUCGGAGGACUGGAAGUGUGUGAGAGCUCCUUGGCCUCCCAAAGCCUCUGUUCAAAUCGAUAAGAAAGACGACUGCGCCGUGAAGUGCUGCGACGAUGGGAAAGUGCUGGUGGAAAAACAUGGAAAGUGGGAGUGCACAGCGGAUGACCGAAGACAAUUUUCGCCGCUUAAUUCCUCCUUCAGAGAAGAUUUUGAUCCAGAGACCCCUGUAGGCGCUGGACUCUCUCUUCGCUACCUGGAUACCAUGUCUAGACCUCUACAAAAACGACACGAUCUUAGACGAAGGUCUGUUCUAUUGCGAAUAUCCACGUUUAGCAAGAGCUCUGUGGAUGUACUUUUAUCUAAUAGCUGCCUGGUUGUGGCUUACGGCUCUUUGUGCAAACAUGGUGCUGUGUUUCGGAUAAGCCACAAACUACCUUGAAAUACGGCACCUUCCUCUUUUAUUACGGCCCUGUGGUGUGUUUGGUGUUGUGCAACGUCGUCUGCCUCACGCGCACGUUGAGGAAGGUGCAAUACCUUUCGAAAGGAAACUCGAUCCUGCGCAGAGAAGAGGAUCAGAACUCUUCCAGUUAUCGAAAUUCGGGCAUAAAUGACAUAGCAAGCGAGGGUGAUAAUAAUUGGGCAAAUCAAAGCAGGAAUGACAGGAGCAGAUUCGGAGCGGUAGAUGCAAAGACGUAAGUAGUGAACACGUCCUAAAAUAAUUGAAUUGGAGAAAACAAAAACGUUCAAUGUCCAGGAACUUCAAAUUUUGAAGAGCACGCAAAAUUGUUCCGGACAUCGAUAAUUUUUUAAACAUUAAUAGUUGAAGAACACUUUACAGUCGUCUCAGAGUUCCCUGUCAACAAACUUUUAUGCAGAGGAAGUUGAAUUUAUAUUAUAAGAACAUUUUCCCACCGCUAACUUAAAACCGGGAAAAUGCGGCAUAAAACCGUUUUGUUGGCACCGAUUCAAUUAUAAAAUGAAAGUACUUUUUUUUAAAUUUAUCUCGAGUUCGUUUUGUUACAGAAUCAAGUUGUACAUCAAAAUGUUAUUGAUGACCGGUGGAAUCGAACUCAUCUCUGAAAUCAUCUGCUGGGUCACAAUGAAAUUCCCCUCCGAAUCUUCAUUCCACCGCUUCGACUACGAUUUGCCCUAUAGAACCACGGGGUACGUCAUUGACUUGUUCCGGGCGGUGUGCGUCGCCUGGCUGGCGGCCCCAGAGGGGGGCUACUGGGCGUCCGCCGGCAGUGGCUGCAGGGAGACAAGAAAACCAGCAGUGUAAACAGUUUCUAAAACAGCGCAUCUAAAAUUGCGAAUUACGGACCACGCUGCUCGCUGCGGUCCGUUGCUCCAAGUGGCAAGUGUCUCCCGCUAAAUGAAGUCGUAGGCUUCUGCGACCAGAGUCAUGUACGAGAUCUGCGUGAUCUGGGCUGUCCGGGUGACGCCGCGUCGAAGGCUGUGUUGCCGACG
Messenger RNA from Gryllus bimaculatus (two-spotted cricket), 1562 nucleotides. The record is from the annotation of a GenBank genome assembly. Lineage: Eukaryota; Metazoa; Arthropoda; Insecta; Orthoptera; Gryllidae.